CUUCCCAUAAACCUGGCGGCUUAGACCAACUCCUGGACAGAUGUUGGGAGCCUGCCUUGGAGCGGAGGUUGGGAAAAGGAGAGGGCGGCUCUUGCCCGGAGAGUGAGGAGGAGAGCUCGGCACCCUGGGCUGGAACUUUAGCACCCUCGGCUGGAACUUUAGCACCCUGGGCUGGAACUUUAGCACCCUGGGCUGGAACUUUAGCACCCUCUUCCGCAGGAGUUUAAGGGCGAGGAUCGCCGUGCCCCGAGCGGGCCGUCUGGAGAGCCGGGCGGGCGCAGGGCUGGAGCGGACGAGAAGCCAGCAACUUUCUCUGACGAGGAUUCUGUGGAGCUCUCCAUAAAGAAAUAACAGCGGGGAGAAAAGCCCGGGAAGCCGGGAAGCGUUUGCAGCUGUCGGGACGCUGGUGAGCGGCUCCGGGCCGCCGCCGGUCCCUGCGAGGAGCCCGUCCUGCCCUGCAGAUGUUUGGGAUUGCAGCAGCUCGGGGGUUAUUUGCCUUGGACUGAAGGCGAUCCCAGCCCCGGCGGAUUAAGCUCUUUGUGUACACGCGAGUGUGCCUUGAUGGAAGCUGCUCCCGCAAAACCCGCUGCGGGGAGCAUCCCCUAGGUCAGGGAGCCCUUCUAGAGGAGGGGGAGAGGGGGAAACCUCCUGUUUUCGUGGCUCUGAGACGAUGCUGGGGCAGUAACUCCCUCGGCAGGCAGCACGGUGCUUCGGGAUGGCCGUCUAUGCCCUCACGGGUUUCUCGCUCGUCAGCCUGCUCAGCUUUGGCUAUUUAUCUUGGGACUGGAUGAAACCCAGUUUGGUGGCCGAUGUGGCCACAGACCCCAUGGAGAAACCACUGCCUCCCACCUUCACCAGGCCACCCCACAUCAUCUUCAUUCUGACCGAUGACCAGGGCUACCACGACAUCGGCUAUCACGGCUCCGAUAUCCAGACGCCGACGCUGGACAGGCUGGCAGCGGAGGGUGUGAAGCUGGAGAACUACUACAUCCAGCCCAUCUGCACCCCGUCCCGGAGCCAGCUGAUAACUGGCAGGUACCAGAUCCACACAGGACUGCAGCACUCCAUCAUCCGCCCUCGGCAGCCCAACUGCCUGCCCCUCGACCAGGUCACCCUGCCACAGAAGCUGCAGGAAGCCGGCUACUCCACACACAUGGUGGGCAAGUGGCACCUUGGCUUCUACAAGAAGGAGUGCCUGCCCACUCGCCGGGGCUUCAACACCUUCCUGGGCUCCCUGACAGGCAACGUGGAUUACUACACCUAUGACAACUGCGACGGGCCGGGCGUCUGCGGCUACGACCUGCACGAAGGGGAGGACGUGGCUUGGGACCAGAGCGGGAAGUAUUCCACCUUCCUCUACGCCCAGCGUGUCAGCAAGAUCCUGGCAUCCCACAGCCCCAAGGAGCCCAUCUUCAUCUACGUGGCCUUCCAGGCAGUGCACACGCCCCUGCAGUCCCCCAAGGAAUACAUCUACCGCUACCGUUCCAUGGGCAACGUCGCCCGCCGCAAGUACGCGGCCAUGGUGACCUGCAUGGACGAGGCGGUGAAGAACAUCACCUGGGCCCUCAAGAAGUAUGGUUAUUAUGAUAACAGUGUGAUCGUGUUCUCCACAGACAAUGGUGGGCAGACCUUCUCUGGGGGAAGUAACUGGCCACUACGGGGUCGCAAAGGGACCUACUGGGAAGGGGGAGUGCGUGGCAUUGGUUUUGUCCACAGUCCCUUGAUCAAGCGCAAGCGUCGGACAAGCUGGGCACUGGUUCAUAUUACAGACUGGUACCCAACUCUGGUCAGCCUGGCCAGGGGCAACCUGAGCAAUGUCCAAGGCUUGGAUGGCUAUGAUGUCUGGCCUGCUAUCAGUGAGGGCAAGGAGUCGCCUCGCACCGAAAUCCUGCACAACAUCGACCCCUUGUACAACCAUGCCAAGUACGGCUCCUUGGAGGACGGCUUCGGUAUCUGGAACACAGCUGUGCAAGCUUCCAUCCGGGUGGGGGAGUGGAAGCUCCUCACUGGUGACCCCGGGUACAGCGACUGGAUACCCCCACAGACCCUGACCAACUUUCCAGGGAGCUGGUGGAACCUGGAGCGUCUCACCGAUGGCCUGAGGAAGUCUGUGUGGCUCUUCAACAUCACUGCUGACCCCUACGAGCGCUACGACCUCUCAGAUCAGCGCCCGGAUGUGGUCAGGACCCUCCUGAUGAGGUUGGUGCACUACAACCGGACGGCCAUCCCGGUGCGGUACCCUGCGGAGAACCCCCGGGCUCACCCAGACUUCAAUGGCGGUGCCUGGGGACCUUGGGCCAGUGAGGAUGAUGGGGAGGAGUGGGAAGGCGGCCGGGAGCCCCUGAAAAGCAGGAACAAGAAGAAGAAGAAGUGCAAGAUCUGCAAGCUGCGCUCCUUCUUCCGCAAGCUGAACACCAGGCUCAUGUCCAACCGCAUCUGACAGGACACUCCCCCAGCAUCCACCCAUCCUGGCCAGGGUGGAGCUCUGGACUGCAGUGCCAUGGGGUGGGAGCCAGGGAGAAGGAGGGGAGGUGGCCAGUGCU
Molecule: messenger RNA, 2543 nt
Organism: Cyanistes caeruleus (blue tit)
Lineage: Eukaryota; Metazoa; Chordata; Aves; Passeriformes; Paridae
Gene: ARSI
Product: arylsulfatase family member I
Molecular function (GO): sulfuric ester hydrolase activity
Source: RefSeq, a predicted model, not a curated record